Cryptomeria japonica (Japanese cedar) is the source of this 1364-nucleotide messenger RNA. RefSeq names its product large ribosomal subunit protein uL30y. Gene Ontology annotation, cellular component: cytosolic large ribosomal subunit. Gene Ontology annotation, molecular function: RNA binding; structural constituent of ribosome. Gene Ontology annotation, biological process: maturation of LSU-rRNA from tricistronic rRNA transcript (SSU-rRNA, 5.8S rRNA, LSU-rRNA). Lineage: Eukaryota; Viridiplantae; Streptophyta; Pinopsida; Cupressales; Cupressaceae. The transcript is spliced from 7 exons. Bases 200 to 931 code for a protein of 243 amino acids. The record is from RefSeq and is a predicted model, not a curated record.
UUGGAUACGUUCACAUUAAAAUUUUUAUUUCCAUUAAAAGUAUUCACACAACAGAAGAAAAUUAUUAUGAACUAGGGCUUUAGGGUAGUUUUCCCUCUACCAUACAUAUCGACUGUUUCCUCUCAUUUUCUGUUUCAAAUCUCUGUGUGGCGAACAAGAAAGAGGUCGGAGGCUCAACAUCCAACCAUUCAUUUCAGAAAUGGCUGAAGUAGAAUUAAAGACUGUGCCAGAAUCUGUGCUUAAGAAGAGGAAAAGAAGCGAUGAAUGGGUGAAGAAUAAGAAACAGCAAUUAGAAGCUGCUAAAGCACGAAAUGCCCAAAACCGCAAGCUUAUUUUCAAGAGGGCUGAACACUACAUUAAGGAGUACAGGGAUCAGGAACGAGAUCUUAUAAGAUUGAAGCGGGGGGCCAAGUUAAGAGGAGGUUUUUAUGUUGAGCCCGAAGCAAAGCUAUUGUUUGUCAUUCGAAUUCGUGGUAUCAAUGACAUGCAUCCAAAAACACGGAAGAUUUUGCAGCUGUUGCGUUUGAGACAGAUCUUUAAUGGAAUCUUCCUUAAAGUUAACAAGGCAACUAUGAAUAUGCUGCAUAAGGUUGAGCCAUACGUGACUUAUGGCUAUCCUAAUUUGAAGAGCAUCCGUGAGCUGAUAUAUAAGAGAGGGUUUGGAAAGGUGGACAAGCAGCGUAUUCCACUGACGGACAAUUCUGUCAUUGAAAAGGUCUUAGCUCAAUAUGGAAUCAUCUGUGCUGAAGAUCUCAUUCAUGAGAUUACCACUGUUGGCCCCCAUUUUAAAGAGGCAAACAACUAUUUAUGGCCAUUUAAGCUCAGUGGUCCAUCAGGUGGACUGGAAAUGAAGCGGAACCAUUACAUUAAGGGUGGAGAUGCAGGAAAUCGCGAGGAUAAAAUCAAUGAGCUUAUAAUGAGGAUGAAUUAGCAACGUGUUAAGACUGUUUUGUUCGAUCUUAUAUUUAGUAUCUUGAUGUGGUUCUUCUAAGCCAUUUGAGGUAACUUGACAAUAUUAGAGUAUGAGACAAUUAGUGACUUGACUACACUUUUCUGCAGUAGUUCACAGAUGGCUGCGUGAUUAAAUUGUUCAUAGCCAGUGAAGUCUCUUGUCAAAUCUUCAAGAACAAGAGGAAAUUUUGUCCGUACUCUUUAUUAACAGAGUCAUUGCAUAAUGUAGACUUAGUGGUUUUAAUUACCCCAUGCUUCACCGUUUGGUUGAGUUUACUUUGCAGCGUAUUGCAAAUAAUGACUGUAAUCUUGCAGUAUAUUCCAUUUUGACACGAUCUAUUUCAUUAAUAUUAUUGUAUAAUGUAUAUCUCACAAUAGUAAUACUAUUUCUUGCGGAAUAUUCCAUUUUGACA